Apus apus (common swift) is the source of this 2258-nucleotide messenger RNA. It is a transcript of the gene KLHL23, whose product is annotated as kelch like family member 23. NCBI's taxonomy places the organism in Eukaryota, Metazoa, Chordata, Aves, Apodiformes, Apodidae. The transcript has 3 exons. Gene Ontology annotation, molecular function: protein binding. The record is from RefSeq and is a predicted model, not a curated record. The coding region runs from base 244 to 1920 and encodes 558 amino acids.
GAGCUGCCGCUCUGACCCGCCGGCCCCGCGGCUCUGCCGAAGAUGGUCACGGAGCUGCCGCGGGGCUGGGAGCGCCCCUCGCCGCCGCCGCGCUCUGCCCGGGCGUAAGUACCGCGGCGGGGAGACGGGGCGGGCCCGUGAGCGGAGGGCGGCGGAACCCGGCGGAGCCGCGCUCCGUUCGGCGGGCGGGCGCGGACAAAGCCGCGGGGCGGGCGCGGUGCCCGGCGCUGUGUGCGGGGCGGGAUGGCAGCGGGGCAGGAGGACUGCGCCUUCCUCUACCAGGACUCCGCUCACCCCGCCGGCUUUCUGGACGCGUUCCGGGCGUUUUACCUGGACGGGCUGUUCACCGACAUCACCCUGCAGUGCGCUUCUUCGGGGGUCAUCUUCCACUGCCACAGAGCCGCCUUGGCGGCUUGCAGCAAUUAUUUCAAAGCCAUGUUCACAGCCGAUAUGAAAGAAAAAUCUAAAAACCAGAUCAGACUUCCCUGGCUCAGCCAUGCCGUGCUGGAAGCCCUCGUGAAUUAUGCAUAUACAUCACAGAUCCAGAUAACAAAGGGAAACGUCCAAAGCCUACUCCAGGCUGCAGACCUCCUCCAGUUCUUGUCAGUAAAGAAAGCCUGUGAGCAGUUUUUGGUGAGGCACUUAGAUACUGACAACUGCAUAGGGAUGCACUCCUUUGCUGAACACCACAAUUGUUCAGAGCUAGAGAAAGAGUCCAGGAGGAUAUUAUUAUGGAAGUUUGAAGAAGUGUGGAAGCAGGAAGAGUUUCUGGACAUUAGCAAGGAGAAGCUCUCUUAUAUUCUCUCCAGAGAGAAUCUCAAUGUUUGGAAAGAAGAGGCAGCCAUCGAAGCUGUAGUUAAGUGGGUUGCACACAAUGUGGAAGAAAGAAUUGAAGAUGUCUGUGAACUCCUGAGCUGCCUCAAGGUGGACUCAGAUAACAUGUAUUUGAGGUCAGCUUUAAGCCUGCAGAAAAAAUGCCGACUUAAUGACAGUAAGAUAAGGUCACUCAUAUACAAUGCCUUGAACCCCAACCCCAAAAGCCCUUCCAGAAGACCCACAGCAGCCAUGUAUGUGGUCGGAGGAUAUUAUUGGCAUCCCUUAUCAGAAGUGCAUGUUUGGGAUCCUUUAACCAAUACAUGGGUCCAGGGAACAGAGAUGCCGGACCACACCAGGGAGAGCUAUGGGGUCACUAGCUUGGGACCAGACAUAUAUGUGACAGGGGGUUAUAGAACAGAGAGCAUUGAAGCUCUGGACACCGUGUGGAUCUAUAACAGUGAGAAAGAUGAAUGGACAGAAGGCUGCCCCAUGCUUGAUGCAAGAUAUUACCACUGCGCAGUUUCCGUGAGCGGCUGCAUCUACGCGUUGGGUGGUUACCGGAAGGGAGCUCCAGUGCAAGAAGCUGAGUUCUAUGAUCCUCUAAAAAAGAAAUGGUUUCCCAUUGCAAACAUGAUCAAAGGUGUUGGAAAUGCCACUGCCUGUGUCCUGCAUGAAGUCAUCUACGUAACUGGAGGUCACUAUGGAUACAGGGGAAGCUGCACCUAUGAUAAAAUCCAGAGAUACCAUUCAGGUAGCAAUCAGUGGAAUAUAGUCACUACAAGUCCACAUCCAGAAUAUGGAUUGUGUUCAAUUACAUUACAAAACAAGAUCUAUUUUGUGGGUGGACAGACCACGAUCAUGGACUGCUAUGACCCAGAGCAAAACGAGUGGAAGCAAAUGGCUCACAUGAUGGAGAGAAGGAUGGAGUGUGGGGCUGUGGUUAUGAACGGAUGCAUCUAUGUAACAGGAGGAUAUUCUUAUUCAAAAGGAACGUAUCUGCAGAGCAUUGAGAAAUACAACCCUGAACUGAAUAAAUGGGAAGCAGUAGAUAAUCUUCCCAGUCCUAUGCGGUCACAUGGCUGUGUCUGUGUGUAUAAUGUGUAAACAUUUAAUUUUUAUAUUGCUGUUACAGAGAACAGCAGAUGCAGUAUUUGUAAUAGUACUGAUUACCUUGUGAGUGAGAUGUCUAAUACAAUCUCUUAGCGCACAUCAUUAAAAACUAGGUGUCAUUUGUUUUUAUUUUAAACUAUUCAGAAAUAUAAAUGUGAUAAUAAGAUUUCCAUAUAUUUUUCAUUCCUUGUCAUGAAAGUUUUCAAAUGACUCACUUAUAAUACUUUGUGUGGCUGUGUAAGAACUACUGUGAAAAACAGAUUUGUUUUCAUUAAUUGCUGGAUGGUAUGAUGUGGUGCUAUGGUGAGUAAAGCUGAACAAAAUGCUCUGAA